Messenger RNA from Anneissia japonica, 1171 nucleotides. RefSeq lists its product as uncharacterized. The coding region runs from base 1 to 1167 and encodes 388 amino acids. The record is from RefSeq and is a predicted model, not a curated record. NCBI's taxonomy places the organism in Eukaryota, Metazoa, Echinodermata, Crinoidea, Comatulida, Comatulidae. The transcript has 4 exons.
AUGCCGGUGAACCAAGACGUCACGUUUCACGGUCCUAAAACCACAGAACGGUUCAGGGAAACGUGUUGUACCAAUCCGAAAGAAUACAUCGAACCAGUUUGGAGUAACUUCAUCAUCAAGCAACAAAUUAGCAUCUGCAAAGCCGGAGUGGACAUCGCUAUUCUUAGUGGAAACAACAAACAUCUCAUUUUUAGUGUUGUUUCGAACAACACUGGAAACAACUUACUAAUGGUACAUGAGUUUAAUGGAGACAUGAUAGAGAAAUUAAGUGUAACCAUACCAUACCAAGCUCAUAGACAACUUGAAGUAGUUCAACAGAAGGAGUUUCAGUGUGUAUUUGUAACUGGCAGCUAUAACACAGAAUCUGAAACUCCCAGCAUUAUCAUGCGCUUGAAUGGAACUGAUCUUUCUUUUGUGUCAAACAGUUCCGUGCCUUCAGAUGCAAUUGGUGUAAUCGCAAUAGAGAAGGAACUUCUUGUGUUUACGGAACAGACUGUGUACCUUUUAGACGUCGGAGAUGAUUGCACAAUGAACACGUCAAAGCAGGGAAAGAUUAAUGAUAUUCAAGCGUUCUACAACCAAAGGUACAAGUACGGAUCUUCAGAAGUUUUUACAGAUGUUGAUGGAAAAGAAACACGUUUUCUACUUUUAGUAUUUAGUCGGCAAUUGACAUUUUGGAUCUGGAGGGAUGGAUACGUUAAUGCGCAUCCAAACCAAAACGAGAACUUUAUCUCGUGUAACGUCAGGAAUAUCAAGCCACAACUGACCUUAUUCCAAUCAGAGCUGUUCCUCGCAGCCACAAAUGCAACCACAACUUCGCACGCCAAUUCAGCACUUGUGCUUUUGAAAGUAAACGUUCAAACCAGCGGAGAGUUUAGUUUGACAUCACCUGUAGACAUAGAUAUUUUGGUGGAUGAGUGGACCAUGGUGGAUCUGGAGAUAACGAAUGGUCAUCUGUAUUUAUUCCUAUCCACUAGUCGGGAUAAAGUUAGAGUUUACCAAUACCAUAAAGUGAUAAAUACUUUUUAUCUUGUCGAUUUCAUUGGCCGAAGUAAUCUCUCAUUCAUAUACUUCUUUGAAACUAGAGAACAUGUCUAUAUAUUCUCAAAAGAAACAAUUGAAAUAAAUAGAAAAAAAGAGACUCACUGUUUGAUAUGGGAGGGAUAGAAGG